Haliaeetus leucocephalus (bald eagle) is the source of this 1908-nucleotide messenger RNA. It is a transcript of the gene ETS2, whose product is annotated as v-ets avian erythroblastosis virus E26 oncogene homolog 2. Gene Ontology annotation, molecular function: sequence-specific DNA binding; DNA-binding transcription factor activity, RNA polymerase II-specific. Gene Ontology annotation, biological process: cell differentiation; regulation of transcription by RNA polymerase II. Lineage: Eukaryota; Metazoa; Chordata; Aves; Accipitriformes; Accipitridae. Gene Ontology annotation, cellular component: nucleus. The record is from RefSeq and is a predicted model, not a curated record. The transcript has 9 exons. The coding region runs from base 4 to 1443 and encodes 479 amino acids.
CAGAUGAGUGAUUUUGGGAUCAGGAACAUGGAUCAAGUAGCUCCUGUGUCUAACAUGUACAGAGGAAUGCUCAAGCGUCAACCAGCAUUUGAUACCUUUGAUAGCUCGAACUCUCUCUUUGCUGGAUAUUUUUUGUCACUAAAUGAAGAUCAAACGCUUCAAGAAGUGCCAACGGGAUUUGAUUCUACUUCUUAUGAGUCGAACAACUGUGAAUUGCCUCUGUUAACCCCGUGCAGUAAGGCUGUGAUGAGUCAGGCCUUGAAAGAUACUUUCAGUGGUUUCACAAAGGAACAGUGUCGGCUGGGUAUCCCAAAUAAUCCCUGGCUGUGGACUGAACAGCAAGUUUGCCAGUGGCUUUCAUGGGCUACUAAUGAGUUUAGCCUGGCAAAUGUGAACUUCCAUCAGUUUCUUAUGAGUGGCCAAGACUUGUGCAACCUGGGCAAAGAGCGUUUCCUGGAACUGGCACCUGACUAUGUGGGUGAUAUUCUGUGGGAACACCUGGAACAGAUGAUAAAAGACAGCCAAGAGAAAACACAAGAUCAAUAUGUGGAGAACUCUCAUCUCACCUCAGUUCCUCACUGGGUCAAUAAUAAUUCCUUAACUGUUAAUGUAGAUCAGAACUCCUAUGGUAUGCAAAUGCCUGGAUACCCUAAAGCCCUCAGUUAUCCCAAACCCAGUCUUCUGACUGAUAUCUGUCAGACUUCCACAGGACCAAAUCUCCUCAAUCCAGAACCAGAGUUUUCAUUGUUCCCUAAAACCCAAGCAGAUGCUGUUGGUGUGAACUACUGUGCAGUAAAUCAAGAUUUCCCAAGAAGCAAUCUGAACUUGCUGAUAGAUAAUUCUGGUAAGCUUAGAGAACACGAAUCUAGUGACAGUGGUGCAGAAAGUUACGAAAGCUCAGAUUCGAUGCUACAGUCCUGGAACAGCCAGUCAUCAUUAGUGGAUUUACAGCGUGUGCCAUCCUAUGAGAGUUUUGAAGAUGACUGCAGCCAGUCCUUGUGUCUGAGCAAACCUACAAUGUCUUUCAAAGACUAUAUUCAAGAACGAAGCGAUCCUGUAGAGCAAGGGAAACCAGUUAUACCAGCAGCAAUUCUAGCUGGCUUUACUGGCAGUGGACCUAUACAGCUAUGGCAAUUCCUUCUGGAGUUACUGACUGACAAGUCCUGUCAGUCAUUCAUUAGUUGGACAGGAGAUGGAUGGGAAUUUAAACUUGCUGACCCAGAUGAGGUGGCACGGAGGUGGGGAAGGAGGAAAAACAAGCCAAAAAUGAACUAUGAGAAGCUCAGCCGAGGCCUACGCUACUAUUAUGACAAGAACAUCAUCCACAAGACUUCAGGGAAACGCUACGUGUAUCGCUUCGUGUGCGACCUGCAGAACCUGCUGGGGUACACGGCGGAGGAGCUGCAUGCGAUGCUGGGGGUGCAGCCUGACACGGAGGACUGAGCCUGACGCCACCGUGCUGCAGGGGUGAAGAACACGUGUUGGGACUGUGUCUGGGAACCAUCUGCAGUCAGUUCUUCUGGCUGUUUGGAUGGGUGCAACUGUUGGGAAAUAAGGACCUUAAGUGAUUUUGUAACCAGGGAGAGCUGGAAGGAAGUGGCCUUAUUUCAUCAGUGGCUUCGGGUGUUGCCAUGUCAGGCACUUGAGCGGCGUGGAAGUCAGCAGACCCCAGCUCUGUCACGAAGACAUGGAAAUGCUCUCAGGUUAAGCAUUUCGACUACUUGUACUGCCACGUAAAGAGUUUUGGCUACUUACACUGCCAUUUAAUAAUGGGUUGGCUUUAAAACCAAAGGUUGGAUGAGAAACGAGUGAUGCAGCAGAACUAUUGCUCAGAUAUUUUAAAAUACCAUCGUCCUUGCUUACAUCUUGCAUCAUGCAAUUUAUUUAAAACAAACAAACAAAAAAAAC